Purpureocillium lilacinum is the source of this 2007-nucleotide messenger RNA. RefSeq lists its product as uncharacterized. The record is from RefSeq and is a predicted model, not a curated record. Lineage: Eukaryota; Fungi; Ascomycota; Sordariomycetes; Hypocreales; Ophiocordycipitaceae. Gene Ontology annotation, molecular function: zinc ion binding; nucleic acid binding.
AUGGCCUCACACGAUGAGGUACCGGGCGAUGUCAUCCUCAUCGACUCGAGCGAAGAGGAAGACUUCGUCAAGGGCCGGAAGCGAGCGCGCGCAAGUGCUCACCAGAGCCCUGCUCGGAGCGAGUCAUCGUCGUUGAGCAGUGCGCCUUCGUCCAAGAGGUUGCGCCUGAGCAGUCCCGUGCGCGGCGACAGCUCAGGGUCCGAGGAGGGAGAGAUUGGUGAAUCUCACAGCGCGCAGAGGAGGAGUCCUGGCGAAGUCUCAGAGACGUCGCGGCUACAAGCUGGAGGUCAGCAGCUGCAGGCGCCUGUGGUGCCCCAGGCAGCGCCAGCUGGAGCAUUCACUGCGAGCGCAACUGCCCGCCAGCCGGGAGGCCCAGAGACCGCGGGCUCUGUUCAGGCCCAAGCCGCACCUGCACAAAACGCAGACGCUGCUCAGCCGGCCGUGCCAGACGACGUCUCCGAGGCAACAUCAGACCUCCCCUCCGGCGUCUUCAUGCCCGACGACGCGCACUACUGGAUCCUCGAUUCUCGCUCCUUCAAACUCCCCGCCUUGCCCAAGACGCGCGCCGGCUCGUGGCCCUCCCGCCUCAAAGACUGGGCACACGUCUUCGUCGAGCACAACAUCGAUCAGGCCGACUCGCUCACGUCGCAGCUCAUCGUCGCCGCGUACGCAUACUACCUGGACAAUCACAGCGGCCUCAAGUUGGCCAAGCGGAAGGCGGCGAAACAGGCAGCCAAGCAGGCAGAGGAGUCGGGCGCCCUCGCAAAGCAGCUGGAGAUGACGCGAACCACCGCGAAAGCCAAACGUCGGAGACUCGCCGCCUCGAAAGCCCCCGCCGAGGCGUCUUUUCCCCAGCACUCGACGCCGUCAGCUGGGAGCAACGCAGAGGCACAGCCGCCUCAGCAGUCGCAACAGGCCAACGGCGAUGUCACAAAGCCGGCUGCGGCAUCUUUGCCCGUGGCUCCUGUGCUCACGAGCGCGGAGGAGCUCGCACUGCAGCGCAGGUACUUUCCUUCUGCCGACGACCCGAGCAACGUGUGCUUGACCUGUGCCUGCGAGGGCCACACGUCAGCCAACUGCCCCAACACGCACUGCAAGUUUUGCCUGGACACGGGUCACUGGGAUGGUGCGUGUCCCACAAGGGAACGCUGUGGAAAGUGUCGCCAGCUUGGCCACCGGGGGGACAACUGCACCGCCAAGGUCAAGGUCACCGAGGACGACGGUCUCGUGUGUGCGUACUGCUCUGCGACCGACCACCUCGAGAAUCACUGCCUGACCUUGUGGCGGACGUUCCGGGGAGGCCCCGAGGUCACCAAGAAGGUUGCCAGUGUCCCCGUCUCCUGUGCUAUUUGCGGUGGAAAGGAGCACUAUCUUUCCGAUUGCUCUUCGCGUCAAUACCCGGCGAACCCUUCUUACUCGCUGGCGACGCGCGAAAAGUAUACGGACCGAGAGAGCAACACCCUUUCCAUUGAGGACGCCGCUGCGGCAGACAGGCGCGCAAAUGGAACGGCCACGCAAGGCCCAGACCUCAGGAUCCGCGGACACAGCGGCCGGAGCACAAUUAUUCACUACGCAGAGAGCGACGACAGUGAUACAGAGUUUCUUGGUAAUAGGUUGGUCAAGAAGCCCACCGGAGUCGGCCAGAUGCGCAUGUCGAGCAACAUCAGGAUGCCCGGCGGCGGCGCGAAUGGCGGCUCUAACGGCGGAAACAGAAACCAACGGGGCCAACCUGGACCCCCAGGAGCACCUUCUGGUCCGCAAUCCUCCAACUCGCAGUCCCGGCAGCCAGGCUCAUCGCUGCCCCCCAGGCCGCCCGCGCCAAGCAGAGGCGGCGCGCCGGCUCGUGGCGGUUCGUCACGCGGGGGCUACCACAACAUGCCCCCUCCGCCAGGUCUGUCCGGAUCGCGGUCACAGGGUGAGAACCGUGGCGGCCGCGGAGGGCGAGGCGGACGCGCUGGUGGUGGCGGUGGCAAAGGCCGUGGAAGGGGACGGGGUCGCGCCAAGUGA